Molecule: messenger RNA, 1734 nt
Organism: Anopheles aquasalis
Lineage: Eukaryota; Metazoa; Arthropoda; Insecta; Diptera; Culicidae
Product: hemicentin-2-like
Biological process (GO): cell-cell adhesion
Cellular component (GO): plasma membrane; cell-cell junction
Molecular function (GO): cell adhesion molecule binding
Source: RefSeq, a predicted model, not a curated record
AUGUUCCUUGAUAUUUUAGAAGGUUUGCUAAAACCCACCAUCCACAGCAACGUCAGAGAUUAUGUGCCAAUUGGCAUAACAGUUCGACUGACCUGCAAUUACGAGGUGUUUUUGGAUAGAAACAUCAAAAUGUCGUGGAAAACACUUCCUAGUUACCAGCUCACCGAAAUUGAUAAAGCAAUAUUUGUUGGAAACCAAACUGAAAUCUCUAUGCACAAUCGGACUCUCAUCAAGCGGGAACUCGUUAUAGAAAAUGUUACCCUAGCACACCAAAGAACAUACCGAUGUGAGGUUUUCGAUGAUAAAAACAAUACGCAUUAUCAUAAUUUUAAGCUACAGGUUCGUGAGACUCCAGAUGAUUUCGUCAUACUUAGCACAGCCCACAACCGAACGGUAAUCAAUCGAAGGUUAAACGAGAAUGGAGAGACGACUCCAAUUCAAAUUAUCAUCCAACACAAGUCGUACCCCUUCAACAUUACCUAUGAAUGGUUCAGAGACGAAGCUGGCAUCAUAGCAAGAAAUGAAACAGACGAUUACCAACAGGAAGUAACCGAGGACUACGUCAAACUGAGAAUCAAACAACCGAAAGUAUAUCAUACAGACAGCUACACAGUUUCAGUUCAAGCAGGAACUGCGAGUGCGAACUUCAGCAUCUCGGUUUUUGUUUAUGGCAAACCUUCCUUGAGUAUGGAUAGUAUAAAAGCCAUCAAAGGUGACCUCGCUAUUUUUAGUUGUUUGGCCGAAUCUUAUCCGUCAGUGGAUGAGAGUUUCAUAUUCCAGCCAUGUGCGGCGGUACCAUGGGGUAACUGUUCGAUUGUAAAUGAAACAGACCCAGGAUGGCAUGCAGGAACCGAUGAGGUUGCAGCCAUCCACUGGGCAUCAGCAACAUUCAAAAUAGUCGCCAAUGAGCCGGGGAUUGUAUACUGCAAGGCUAACAAUACGGAGGGACACGCAAUUGCGCUGGCCUAUUUGAUGUUGGAAGAUUUGACUUCGGAAGAUGUAAAGACCGAUUUUAUCAAACUGGAAAUAGUUCAGCCGAAAAGGUGGAUUACUGUUGGAGAUAACGUUUCAUUCGUAUGUUCAGUAGUCACUCUCGGGGACACGGUUGUAAUGAGUUUCGAGCACAAUGAAAAGUCGUACCCUGGCACCGUAAUACAAGACGAUUCGGUGAUGAAAAAAAUGCAAUUCACACUAUUCAAUGUUAGCUACCAUGAUUCGGGAGAUGUAUUUUGUAUUGUAAACUACGGGAUCAAACCAACAGAGCAAAGAUCCCUUGACAUGGAAGUGAUAGAGGCAAUCGCUCCUCAAUUACGAUCAGGCGAAAUCAACCAGACUCUUAUCGUUGACGUACUUAACCCCUUUAAACUCGAAUGUGAUGUUGGUGGAAUACCUUCACCUACGAUAACGUGGUUCAAAGAUGGAGCGCCUUACGAGUACAAUGUGAGCGAUCCAACAGGUGUGUCUUCAAUCAUUUUUGAAUAUGCUAUCCCAACACAGUCUGGACUAUACGAAUGCAUUGGGGAAAAUAAAAAGGGAAAUAUUACGAUAACCAGGAACGUUACCGUACGAAAAUUGAAACUGAGCGAGCCGCUACUGUAUGCCACGGUGAUGCUUCUAUUACUGACAAUUGCAUUAGCGAUAACGUCGCUGUUCCUCUACGUAAAGAUGAAGCAGGCAACAGGAGUUUCACAUUUUCAGGGCGGCCGCAUUCAAAUUGUGCCCUCAUUGCAGUGA